UCUAGUGUUUAACCUUUGUCAUGAUACGAUAAAUUAGUAUGAUUUCAAAAGGCUUCAUCCUUGAGUUAUAUAGCGGUGAUAACGUACGUAGCCCUGGACGAUGGACGGACGAUUUCGGACAGAUGGUCAUCGUCAGAGGCUAGGCCUAUAUGGAGAAUCGUUCUAUGAGUAAUAUACCGGUUUUGUCAGUAUUAUCCAAGAAACAAGCACCGUAAUCCCUGACCGUGGAACAGUAGACUACACUCGAUCGUUUCCGGCGAUAUGCUGAAGUAAGAAUGUAUUAGUGAAAAUUGGCAGAUAAUAUUGUGCUCGGUGAGUGGACGGAGGUAUACAUAAAGAUGUUUGGUGGUUUAACAGUUACGGACGAAGAGACGGCCUACGCUCUUACGAUAUGGGACUACAUGGGCUUACACCAUCAGGUCAAAAAGAGCGACAUAAUCCUCGUAUUGGGUAACCAUGACACCAGAACAGCCGAGUAUGCAGCCAAAUUAUUUCUGGAUGGAUAUGCGGACUGGCUGAUGUUCUCUGGAGAUCAAGGGGUCCUUACAACAGGAAAGUGGGAAAAGACAGAAGCAGAAGUAUUCUGUGAGGUAGCCUUAAAAAUUGGGCGUUCCUAGAGAGAAGAUUAUACUGGAAACUCGGGCAACAAACACUGGGAAAAAUGUUUCAUUUUCCUACAAAGUUCUUCAAGACAAAAACUUGCUACAGGACUUACGCAGUUUCAUACUUAUACAGAUGCCUCACAUGGAGAGACGUGUUUACGCAACAUUCGUGAAACAGUGGCCGGGAGAUACAGCCAGUCUGGACAUAACCGUUUCAUCGCCUCCAAUUCCAAUGUUAUUGUACCCUAACGACCACGUCGGCACGCUACACGAUGUGGUCACGGUGCUGGUUGGGUCAUUGUACAGAGUCAAGGUCUACCCUGACGUAGGAUUUCAGAUAGAACAGGACAUUCCUAAAAAGGUGUGGUCGUGCUACGAGAAAUUGAUUAGUACUGGAAAAUAUAGCGGUCACAUGAUUAAGGUUUAAUAUUGUAAUGAAUAAUGACUGAUUUAGGCUGAAUCGUUUUUCAGUAUGACGGAUUGGUAUAUAUGCUUAUAAAUCUUCAUUCAGCAGAAUCUGAUACCACCAUAAGCACCACUAGAGGA
Messenger RNA from Pecten maximus, 1148 nucleotides. RefSeq lists its product as uncharacterized. The transcript is spliced from 4 exons. Lineage: Eukaryota; Metazoa; Mollusca; Bivalvia; Pectinida; Pectinidae. Bases 339 to 617 code for a protein of 92 amino acids. The record is from RefSeq and is a predicted model, not a curated record.